Molecule: messenger RNA, 330 nt
Organism: Metarhizium album ARSEF 1941
Lineage: Eukaryota; Fungi; Ascomycota; Sordariomycetes; Hypocreales; Clavicipitaceae
Exons: 1
Coding region: 1-330 (109 amino acids)
Source: RefSeq, a predicted model, not a curated record
AUGCAGGGGAUUGCCAUUCUGGAGCUUUGCACGGUGGCUCGAGACGAAGAGAAGCUGCGCGCGCUGGAAAGCCUGGUGAGUGGUUUCGUCGAGGCUCUGGAGAGGGUCAUUAUGCAGCAGCGCAUACAAGACGCCAAUGAACUGCUUCUUCGGAUCCGACAAAGCCUUUUCGAGAAGAUCAUGGACAAGGGGACCGCGGCAGACGUGGACAGGUUCCAGGAGCUGGUCCAACAUGUCGCGGAAGUUGCCAAACGACGAGAAUCCGCAAUGUCGGAGCUGAUUGAGAAGGAGGAGCUCUGGGGCCCCUACUUGCAGGACUUGGAUGGAUGA